Messenger RNA from Trematosphaeria pertusa, 927 nucleotides. RefSeq lists its product as uncharacterized. The transcript is spliced from 5 exons. The record is from RefSeq and is a predicted model, not a curated record. The coding region runs from base 90 to 608 and encodes 172 amino acids. NCBI's taxonomy places the organism in Eukaryota, Fungi, Ascomycota, Dothideomycetes, Pleosporales, Trematosphaeriaceae.
CCGCCGAUGUGGAGCAUUCCGCUGUCUCCAAGCGCAAUGAAGAUACCCCGCCGCCUUGGGCCUGCAACACCUGCGAAUUAAACUACGAGAUGUGCCGCCAGUACAAUGGCAAACGCCCGGACGCUGAAUGCCGAGAGGAGAUUUGCAACCCGGAGACUUCCCCUUUAACAUAUAGUUGCGGCCAUUGCCAACGAUGCGGUGGAUAUGUUGCCCCCGAACUAGAAAUGGAAACUCCUCCUCAGCAACGCGAUUUCGAGCGUGCCCCCGCCGUCAAGCGCGAGGAAGUUCCAGAGCUCGCGCAGGAGCAAGGCCAAUGUGCAUCGGACUGCUUUGGGAAGUACAUGAUGUGCCGUACACCGCCCUUGGCAAAUUGGGGCAAGUGCAAGAGCCGGUACUGCCGCUUGGAUAAGUGCCACGAGUGCCGGUUUUGCCACGAAGAUAUUGCAAAGCGCGAGGAUGUCUCUGGGUCUGAGCCCGCAGUCAAGCGCGUGGAAGCUCCAGAGCUCGCGCAGGAGCAAGGCGUGUGUGCGUGUUUCGGCCCGUUCAUGAACUGCGUCCGCGUACGUGCACCUUCCCACCUUCAUAUAAGCCGUAAUAUCCCUCGCUAACCAGUCGAUCUAGAACGCGGCUAAGAGCCCCGCGUGGUGCAGGAGCCAUUUCUGCGGCAUGGCUAAGUGCCACAAUUGCGAUUUUUGCCCCAAUAAUGCUGCGAAGCGCGAUGAGCUGUCUGAGCCUGCGGCAGUGGUCGCCGAGGACGAGGAAGCCCCAGAGCUCGCGGAUGUGGAAGGCCAGUGUGCAAAGGGCUGCUUUACGUCGUAUAUGGCGUGCAUGAGGGUGCGUAUACUGUCCUCCCCAAUAGGAGUGGAACAGAUCCAAACUAACACAACUUCAGCGCCCGGACGGAAACAUUAAGGUCUGUAGGGGCGC